AUGACUGAAGUCGUGUCUGCGACAGUGUCCGAAGCCGGGCCAGCCCAGGCGAAGUCUCGUCCUGCCCCUGCCCGUUCCUCUAGACCCAAUUACAGGCAUAUCCAUCGCUUUCCUCUUCCAGUCAAUGUCCAUCCUAUUCCUGCUGUAAUUCCUCAUAACCCUCUGUCUAUCAUAAGCGCUGUCCUCUCGUACCUCACAUUUCUUAUAACCCCUCCACGCCAAGAAACCUAUACUGCAUACUUUGACUCAGCUACCUCAUCCGUCCAUGUCACCGAUGAGAAGGUGAUCCGGGCAUUGUGGGAGAUGGGGUUCUUCGGUAAAGGUAGUCUGAGUCGAAGUGAGCCGAGCUGGCUGGAGCGAGAGAAGAAGAGGAGGGGUCUGCUAGGGGGAUUACCAAUGAGGAGGCUGUAA
Messenger RNA from Penicillium macrosclerotiorum, 411 nucleotides. Its product is annotated as tRNA-splicing endonuclease subunit Sen2. Gene Ontology annotation, biological process: tRNA-type intron splice site recognition and cleavage; tRNA splicing, via endonucleolytic cleavage and ligation. Bases 1 to 411 code for a protein of 136 amino acids. NCBI's taxonomy places the organism in Eukaryota, Fungi, Ascomycota, Eurotiomycetes, Eurotiales, Aspergillaceae. The record is from RefSeq and is a predicted model, not a curated record. Gene Ontology annotation, cellular component: tRNA-intron endonuclease complex. The transcript has a single exon. Gene Ontology annotation, molecular function: tRNA-intron lyase activity.